AUGUCAGAGUUUAGUAAGUACAGCUUGCCUGAAAAGGGACAUCGUCGCCUGGCCACCGAAGGAAGGGCCGCCGGGACCUUUGCUCGGGCGGAGCUCAUUGGCCUUGUGAUCUUCUGCGUCGGCAUUUACGCUGAAGUGGAAAGACAGAAGCACCGGACCUUGGAGGGGCUGUUCCUUGCUCCAGCCGUGAUUCUCCUCCUCCUGGGCUUAACCAUGUUUGCUGUUUCCUUUAUCGGGAUGGUGGGCUCCCUCCGAGACAACCGGAACAUGCUCAGAACCUUCUUCUGUGUUCUGCUGGCCAUCUUCCUCAUCGAAUUGCUGCUGCUGCUUGUGGAAAUCAUCUUCGAAAGGCAGAUGAAUGCAGUCUUCCACUCUAGCAUCCAGGACGGGAUCAGACACUAUUACGACGACUUAGACUUCAAAAAUAUUUUGGACUUUGUCCAACAAAAGUUUUCCUGCUGUGGAGGUGACGAAUUCAGGGACUGGGAUGUGAAUCCUUACCACUCGUGCAACAGCAGUGGCCCCCUGGCCUGCGGGGUGCCGUACACAUGCUGUAUCAAGCAGGCUCCAGGAGAAGUGAUGAACACGCUGUGUGGAUACCGGACUUUAAACAAAGAGCGGCUGGAACUGGUGGAUAUAAUUCAUGUGCGUGGCUGUAUCCAUGCAGUGGGCUUGUGGCUGAAAGACAACUUUGAAGCCAGUUUUGGGAUUGUUUGCUCUCUGUUGCUUCCUCAGGUGGUGGGCUUGGUGAUGGCUUGGCUCUACUGGCAGAAGCUAAACGAGAUUCAUUCCAGGCUGGACACGGUAGAUUUCAAGCGCCUAGACCUGAGGGACUUUGAUUUUGACUCUCUGGACCUCACUGGUGCUGGUUGGUGCUGGUGUUUGCCCCGGGAAGGUGGCUACAUCCCGGUCCAGGAGAAAGAUGAUGAUGCCAUGGCAGAAGUGGUGGUGGGCGAAGAUGUCUGCCAAAGCAAAGUGUGAUGUGGUUGUGUUGACGUGCACUGACCGCCUCCAAGAGACUGACAUGGUGGGUGCCUUUGCCAGACAGUGUGUGUAUAUGUGUGUGUGUGUGUUGGGCAGGGGUGUGUGUGUCUUUUUGUCUUCCUCCUCCUUAGCCUAGCAAGGAGUAGCUAUCACAAAGCGUGGUGUGUUUUGGGAAUCCUCAGGAGGAUGGGUGUGCCUGUGUGGUGGGUGUCUGUAGUGUUUAUAAUGUGGGAAGCCUUUAUUUUCUAUUUUUAGAUUUCUGCAAAUUUUUUGUAUGUGUCUUUUUAAAAUAAAAUAUGGUCUUGUCUUUA
Pogona vitticeps (central bearded dragon) is the source of this 1295-nucleotide messenger RNA. The record is from RefSeq and is a predicted model, not a curated record. Lineage: Eukaryota; Metazoa; Chordata; Lepidosauria; Squamata; Agamidae.